Molecule: messenger RNA, 1748 nt
Organism: Caenorhabditis sp. 36 PRJEB53466
Lineage: Eukaryota; Metazoa; Nematoda; Chromadorea; Rhabditida; Rhabditidae
Source: the annotation of a GenBank genome assembly
AUGUCGGACGAAUGUAAAUCACUCCCAAUAACUAUUGUCUCUAUACAUUUUCGCUUUUUUUCCAGCCAACUUGUCUUCGUCUUAUGACUAUAUCGGUCCACGUUCUUCCGCGCACAAACUCGAGUACAGUCCGUUCACUUAUUUCCUAUUUCGAAACGAAAAAAGGAAGAACAAAUGUUGGUGGAUAAUAGUUGGCGCUCUGAUUGUUCUCGUUAUUGUUGUCCUACUUGGAUUGGGGUUGUAUUUCGCGUUUAGACCCGGAAAUGAUGGACAUCACAGUAAGGACGAGAGAAUUUGGCGGUUAAUGAUGAUUGACGGCUCUUCAGACACAACUACUGUCUCUUUAUCAACUCAACUAUUCUCCUCCACGUGGUCCCCGAGUACCAGUACCUUAAUCUCGACUACAAUUACAAACACCCAACACGAAACUUCCACACUGCCCGUAUCACGUAGGUUUCGAACUUGUGAAUGCAAUUCUUGACAACUUUUCAGCAAAAACAUGCCUACCUUCUACCGCAACUACCCUAUUCGUCGGCUAUUCAAACGAUAUCGAUCCACAACUAUUUCUCGAUUCUGUGUUCACCACCCUCAAAACGCUUCACGUGCCCGUCUACAAUUUUGCGCAGUUCGCCAAUGUUCGGCUCGAUAGUGGGCCGCCCGACGAGUCGAUUCAAUAUCAUGACAAUCAACAGUACGUAUCUCGGUUGCGAGUAGAGCUAUCGAAAAGUUGUCAACUAGAAAAAUGUGUAAAAUUUGUUGAUGAACAAUUGUCUAGUUGACAACUUUUUGCUAUCUCAACCCGCAACAAAGAUGUGUGUCGAUUUGAGCAGAAGUUUCCUGAACUCGAUCAAGAAACUUCUUCCCGCCGGCUCUCCCGUCGCCAAUCCGCACAUUCCGAGCAAUUCAGUGGAGAUUGUUCGGAAAUUUCUGAGCAACACUACAAAUCAUUUGUGCGGCGCGAAAAUCUUCAUGCUUUUACAUCGUGAUUCGAAUUCGACGGAUGUGUCCGAUGUGAUCGCCAGCCUUCAGCGAAACCAUGCGUUUGUGUACGCGACACGGAUAAACGGGACGAAUCGGAUGAAGGACGAUGCAAUGUACGACCUGACGACUCAAUCGAACGGCUUCUUCGACGUCGCCUGGUAUAGUAGGAUCGAAAAAAUGCGAGAGGGAUGUGCCUACUUUACCCUUAUGACCGAAAACGAUUUGUUCUACAGUGUCAAUCUGAAGGUGAGCGGGCGGGGGACUAAACAGUUGCCGAUCCUGUCGAUUCCUCGUUCGGAUCCACCGGAUACUCCUGUCUUCAUUAUUACCGUUUCGGAGAAUGGUGCCUUGGACAACUUCAAGUACAUGAACCUUACCACUUCGAACAGUCGCGACGUUCCCAAUCGGUUCAGCUUUGACUACGAUAGACUUUUAAACAUUGUAUGUGUACAUAGUAUUUGGCAACUCUUUUUAAUAAAUAUUAUUAGGUUUUUAGGAGCAAGACACGAGUUAUUUUGGAGAAAGUGCCAUGCAGCAAGAUUUGUCCUUCUCCGUCUCACUCGAUUACGAAUUCUCGUCUUCUGAAGAGGUGCCGAUUCAAAUCAGAAGUUAUAUUAUUAAGUAAGAUGGCAUACAUACGUUUCACAUGACAAUUUGUUUGGUUUUUGCAGACAUAUCAUAUCCUUCUGGCCGCCGUAUUUUCAUUUAGAUUGAGAGCAAUCCGAUCGUGCAAAGUGGCGGUUCAAAAGUCCAUUGCCGAGCCUUGA